AUGGUUGCUACGGCGGAGGCCUCGCUAAACAUAUUCCUAGAAAGCCCACAGUGGUGGCCCCGAAACAAAUCGGAAACAUCAUGUGGGUCAGCAGAAGUGCCCGCACAGUGUAAUGCUCGAGAGGCUUCUCACGAUCGCCUCCAGCAGCUCCGCCUCUUUCUCUCUGAAGCUUCCUUCGAGACAGUUGGCGGGAAAGCAAUUGAGGAAAACACGCCGGUUGAAGAAAAGCGUGAGACCUCGUGCCAAGCAUCUCUUUGCAUGGACAAUCGCCGUAGGCUUUCGCAAAUUAAAGAUGUUCCUCCUUGUUUUGCCCCCUUUACCCGCUUUAACUGUAAUGUGACUCUAGUUGCUCAGAGGCUCUUCAACGUAGCAAUGGGGGUCUCAGUCCUUUGCAGCGGGACUGCAACUAUUGAAGAAAGCCGAGAAAGCUUUGCUCUGCAGAUGUGGAAAGACGCGAAGCCAGGAGAAGUUGCCUACGUUCGGCAUGUCAUGCUUACCGCGCCUGAGUGCAGGUAUGAGCGGCAGCAACUCCUUUCCGGUGAUCCCUUUUCUUACGGCUUUCUGGUGGCCCGCCUUGAAUAUCUUUCCCCGCAGGUUCGCGAUCUCGUGCUGUCAGAAAGGCUGCCCUUUGGCGCCAUUCUGGACCGCUGUGGAGUCCGACGCUCCGUAGAAACCGAUCGCCAGCUGCACGUACACCUGAGAAGCGAUUUUUUCGACGUAAACAAAAAACUGCCUCUUCCUAAAAAGCAUGGCGGCUCACUACAGGACGCCGACGGAGAGGCGCUGCAGGGGAAGGACUUAAGGUGUCGCGCUCUCCAGACUUGCGGCGAAUGCCAGUGCAAAAUUUUACCUAAGGGUUCCUGUUGCACAUUUGGUCGGUUGACAACUGUUUGGUGCGAUGGGAAGCCUGCAGCGCGCGUAGUUGAAAUCCUUAACGAAAGAUUUGUGCUGCGUUCUCUUAUGAAAGAAAAGCAGCAACUGCUUGGGAAGAGUGGAGAGAACGCAGCUCCGCCUGCUGCAGAGGCUGGAACGGGCUCUGCUGGCAAAGCUUUCCAGUCUCGGUUUGCUUUUCUUCUCGGGCGGUGUCUUAUGUCGGUGGCGCUGUGUCCCGCGCACUGCAAACUCCUCCCCAGCCCCCAUGUGAAUGCGCGAAGUCUGCUGCGUGUCAAGAACUCCGGCGAUAAUUGUAGUCUUUGUGGAAGCAAGAGCUGCUCAACGGAUUUCCACUCCGCAUACACUGCAGACCUUCGCUGA
Messenger RNA from Eimeria acervulina, 1254 nucleotides. RefSeq lists its product as hypothetical. Lineage: Eukaryota; Apicomplexa; Conoidasida; Eucoccidiorida; Eimeriidae. The transcript has a single exon. The coding region runs from base 1 to 1254 and encodes 417 amino acids. The record is from RefSeq and is a predicted model, not a curated record.